AUGGUCGCAGCCCCGUUGUUGCGCCUCCCCGGCUCGGGGAUGCGUUGUAUGGGCUCCCGUUUUUAUAGGAGCCCAAUCAACCCUCUCAAGAGCUUCUCCGGGCUCAAUAGCAUACAAGCGCAAAGACAGUCUAUACAAUGCUUCUCUACUUCUUUGUCCAGGUGGCAGGACGAAGUCUUGGACCGAACCCGCAACAUCGGAAUCAUCGCUCACAUCGAUGCCGGAAAGACGACGACCACGGAACGCAUGCUAUUUUACAGCGGCUUCACUCGGCGCCUCGGCGAUGUGGAUGAGGGUUCGACUGUGACUGAUUUCUUGCCGGCUGAGCGUGCACGAGGAAUCACCAUUCAGUCGGCUGCCAUCACCUUCCAUUGGCCUCCUGGUAAUGUCGACGGGGCUCAGACGGGGGCGCGAGACCAGUCUUUACCGAGGUCUGCAGCUUCACAUACGAUUAAUCUCAUCGACACGCCGGGUCACGCAGACUUUACAUUUGAAGUCAUGCGAUCCUUGCGCAUUUUGGAUGGCGCUGUCUGUAUUCUGGACGGUGUGGCCGGAGUCGAGGCACAGACUGAGAAGGUCUGGCAUCAGGCGAGCACGUACAAGAUCCCUCGCGUGAUCUAUGUCAACAAACUGGAUCGCGAUGGAGCUGCCUUUGGUCGGACAGUGCGAGAAGUGAGCUCUCGCCUAUCUGUAUACCCAGCAGUAUGCCAUAUUCCUUGGUUCGAAGGGGUGACGGGGCCAUUUGUUGGUAUUGCCGACGCUAUUAACCUCCAAGCCCUGAGAUGGAAAGAGGGCGAUGAUGGACGCACCGUGAAAAUGAUGAAUCUGGAACAACUUGACGCGGAGGAGCCGUCUCUGGGACAAGAGCUGAGAAAGGCGCGAAUUGCGCUGGUCGAGCUCCUCAGUGAACAGGACGAAACUAUUGUUGAGAAUUUCUUUGAAUGCGACGAGGACCACAUGGCCGUCUCUUCUAUGGAUAUUAUCGACAGUCUCCGACGGUGCGUUCUCGACCCGACAAGUCGAAUCGUACCACUUUUCGCAGGAGCGAGUUUCCGCAAUAUGGGUGUCCAGCCAUUGCUCGACGCGGUUGUGAAUCUCCUUCCCAGCCCCGCUGAGGCCUCUGAUCCAGAGGUCAGUAUCGGUGGCGUUAAAGGAGGACUACGACGGUUACUCUCAGGUGACCUUAUCGUCGAGCAGAGCGAGAAAGCCUCUGUUCCUGCCAAGAGCAAGAAAAAGAAGAACACUGCUCCUCAAACCAACCCCAAAGAUGCAAUUGACAAAUUGCAAAGCUGCGCCUUGGCAUUCAAGGUGGUCAACGAUGCCAAACGUGGCGUAUUGGUUUACGUGAGGGUGUAUUCUGGCUCUCUUGAUCGCAAUAGUCUGCUUUUCAACACCAACCUGCAUCUUUCUGAACGGGCCCCGCGUCUGCUGAAGAUGUACGCCAAUGAUGCAGUGGAAGUGGAUUCCAUUCCAGCGGGCCAUAUCGGUGUCGUGGUCGGGCUGAAGCAGGCCCGUACCGGAGACACUCUCGUUUCCUAUGCUGGCAACAAGCCGACACCCCCGGAACCUUUGACCAGUCUACAGCUGCGUCCUAUUGAAGUGCCCCCACCAGUCUUCUUCACCAGCGUUGAGCCGCAUAGUCUGAGCGAAGAAAAGAGAAUGCAAGAAUCACUUGCACUACUCCUGCGAGAGGACCCGAGUCUCCACGUCAGUGUGGAUGAAGAAUCAGGCCAGACUCUUCUGAGCGGCAUGGGCGAAUUGCAUCUUGAGAUUGCCCGUGAUCGUCUCAUCAACGACCUCAAGGCGAAGGCCUCGAUGGGUCGUAUCGAGAUCGGAUAUCGCGAAUCCGGAUUGGGUGAAUCGUCGCCGGUCACCAAGAUCUUUGAUAAGGAAGUUGCCGGUCGCCGUGGUAAGGCAGGCUGCACGGCACUUGUCCAACCACUCAAUGGGGAAGAUAUCUCCGACGCAGCGGAAGAAGACACUCUGCUUGCUGAAAAUAUCGAGGGCAAUCAAAUCAUUAUCCGGGCACACGGUCUGCAAAUGGAGCGUGCAUCCCGAGGAGAAGAAGAAUCUAGUCCAUUCCUACCACCCGGUAUGGAUACAGUCACCCUUCGCACAGCACUGCAAAACGGUGCCUUGGCAGCUCUCGCCCGUGGUCCCCAAUUCACAUUCCCGAUGCACAACACCCGGGUCACGCUCACCAUCAACCCUCCGGAGCAUCUCUUUGGCGGGGAUACUACAACCUCUGCACUCGCCGCUGCAGCCCGUCAGGCCACCAGUGCCGCGUUGCGAGAGCUACUUACAGGUCCGGGAACUGUAAUGAUGGAGCCGGUCAUGAAUGUCAUUAUUAGUGUCGAUGAAGCAAGCCUGGGCUCAGUUGUCCAUGACAUUUCGUCUUCGCGAGGCGGCCAUAUCGUCUCUCUCGAUGAGCAUGUUCCUAUCCCUGGUACUGAUGCGUCAAGCACCGAGUCCAUUGCCGCCGAAAAUGACCUACCUCCCAUUAACCCCAACCGCGUGUAUGCGCCGCCAGAUCCAUUUGCAACGCAAUCUGUUGCUGCAGAGAUAUCUGCCAUCUCGUCUAACCCACGCACAAUCACUGCCAAGGUGCCCCUGAAAGAGAUGGUUGGGUACCUGAAGCAUCUACGGAGCCUGACAGCUGGUCGGGGCACUUUUGUUAUGAGUGUGGACCGGUUUGAGAACAUGUCUGCUCAAAGACAAAAGGCCGUCCUUGCGGAGCUAAGAGGUGGCUUCUGA
Messenger RNA from Penicillium argentinense, 2754 nucleotides. Its product is annotated as mitochondrial elongation factor MEF2. Gene Ontology annotation, cellular component: mitochondrion. Gene Ontology annotation, molecular function: GTPase activity; GTP binding. The coding region runs from base 1 to 2754 and encodes 917 amino acids. Gene Ontology annotation, biological process: ribosome disassembly; mitochondrial translation. The transcript has a single exon. The record is from RefSeq and is a predicted model, not a curated record. Lineage: Eukaryota; Fungi; Ascomycota; Eurotiomycetes; Eurotiales; Aspergillaceae.